Molecule: messenger RNA, 396 nt
Organism: Heterobasidion irregulare TC 32-1
Lineage: Eukaryota; Fungi; Basidiomycota; Agaricomycetes; Russulales; Bondarzewiaceae
Exons: 1
Coding region: 1-396 (131 amino acids)
Source: RefSeq, a predicted model, not a curated record
AUGCAUACCAUCACCACCUGCCACACUGAGACUACUGCUGACUCGGUUAGGCUCCAGGUCAAGGCCCUCCUCGCCCUUGCCCUUGCCCUUGCCCUCACCCUUGCCCUUGCCCUCUCCUCCACCAUCCUCAUCCACCAGUUCUUGCUCCUUAAGGCUGUCUACACCAUCUACACCGUCUUCCUCAUGUCUACCGACCCCACCAACCAGACCGCCGCCCAAGGUGGCCUCACCCAGAUGGUCCACCACAUCUUCUCAUGCAGCAAGGUUACCCCGCCUGUCGCUGCAAAGUCCAUUGCGUCACUUGCGUCUAAGGCCAACAACGCUCCAUCCGCAAAGUGCGACUCGUUCUCGCCGUCCAUGCUGGACACCAAGCCACCGCGCACGCUGCCGUCCUAG